Messenger RNA from Hyla sarda, 1236 nucleotides. It is a transcript of the gene SOCS1, whose product is annotated as suppressor of cytokine signaling 1. The transcript is spliced from 2 exons. Gene Ontology annotation, biological process: phosphatidylinositol phosphate biosynthetic process; intracellular signal transduction. Gene Ontology annotation, molecular function: 1-phosphatidylinositol-3-kinase regulator activity. The record is from RefSeq and is a predicted model, not a curated record. Gene Ontology annotation, cellular component: phosphatidylinositol 3-kinase complex. Lineage: Eukaryota; Metazoa; Chordata; Amphibia; Anura; Hylidae. The coding region runs from base 296 to 931 and encodes 211 amino acids.
AAUGACAGCCCAGCAGAGCUCUGGUGCACUGACUACUCCUCCUCCAAGCAUUACACUCGUCUAUCCAGACACCUGGAUUGCCCUGUGCAGGAGAUUAUGGUUCAUAUCACUGCCGGCCUCCCGAGGAUCUAUAUAUCUGUGGAAUAUACUCGCCACCUAUACACACACUGCGGGGAAUCUGAGUGCUGCGGCUUGUCAGCUCUGCUAUAUACAUCAGAAGAACAACAAAGGACGUGCAGAACUGCUGCUAGGAGGGACGCUAUGGAAGACCACAUAGGUUGGUCAAGUCUAUAGGAUGGUAGCACACAGCAAGGUGGAAGCAGAUAAUGCCAUUACAGACAGAAGACCGCAACACCUGGAUACUUCACACUCUGACCGUUCCCAGAUCCAGCCUGCCAGAGCCAUUCAUAACAGCCCAGGACGUCCCAUCCCCGCAUCGCAGCUCAGUGAUACACACUUUCGGACCUUCCGCUCUCAGUCGGAUUUUACUGUCAUCACCAAGACCAGCAGUAUGCUGGACACUUGUGGAUUUUACUGGGGACCUAUGACGGUAAACGUAGCCCAUGAGAAACUAAGGCUGGAGCCAGUGGGCACUUUCCUCAUCAGGGACAGCAGACAGAAGAAUUGUUUUUUUGCCAUCAGUGUUAGGACAUCUACAGGACCCAUCAGCAUCAGGAUUCACUUUCAGGCUGGGAGGUUUAGCCUAGAUGGCAGCAGAGAGUCCUUUAAUUGCCUAUUCCAGCUGCUGGAACAUUACGUAUUGUCUCCUAAAAAGAUGCUUGUUGCUCCUCUAAGGAAGGUCAGGUUAAGACCACUACAAGAACUCUGCCGGAAAAGCAUACUGGCCGCGUUCGGGAGGCAGAACCUCGACGAAAUUCCCGUCAACCGGGUCUUAAGGGACUAUUUAAAGUCUUUCCCAUUUCAGAUCUAGCGACACAGGGCAUUAACAAGCGACACAAGAAGGACACAUGUGUUACACGUUCAGCUUCCUGGGAUUAUUUUUAAUAUCUUAUUUAAUGGUGGUCAAGUUUAUUUUUGUAGCAAUUUCUCUGUAUUUUGGGAUGAAACUUGAACACUCGCCUUUUAAUGUUUACAGAAACAGAUUAUUUGCACAAACUAAAAGGGCCCGUCUCCUUUUCGAAUGGUUUCAUCUGCUGUGCAGAUCCUUUAUUUUAUUACACUUUAAAAGUAAUAAAUUUUAUUAUAAAAUAUUCAAAAACAGCUUUGCUUCGUAUC